Molecule: messenger RNA, 2508 nt
Organism: Lolium rigidum
Lineage: Eukaryota; Viridiplantae; Streptophyta; Magnoliopsida; Poales; Poaceae
Exons: 10
Coding region: 1-2190 (729 amino acids)
Molecular function (GO): protein binding
Source: RefSeq, a predicted model, not a curated record
AUGGAUGAAGCUGCGAAGCUAGCGGCUCAAAUUGGCAUGACCGUGGAGGACCUGAUGUUCUCCGAUUCAGUACCUAAGGCUGAUAUAGCUCCUAAAUUUGUCUACAGGGCUGACUUGGUCAGCAAAGAGAGGCUGCAGAAACUGCCAACGCAUAUGCGGAAUUUGCAUCAGUGGUACCUUAAUGCGUGCAAGGAGAAAACAACUUUCAUCGUGGCGGAUAUCCCAGGAGAUUAUUACUUCCGAAGGGAGCAGAUCCAUAUGGAGAUGAAUGAACUCUGGCAACUGAAGAUGGUUGAAUGCAGCCAUAAUAAUGUGCACAAUGUUGGUUUCCACUGGAUUCUGCUAAACAUUAAAGUUCAUAUGGGAAUUGUUGAAGUAAGCGACCCAUUGAAUAGAGGCCUGGACGGGUUCCGCGACUUGCAGGAGAUUCUCGAGAGCUUUCAGGAGGUUAUUACGAGUGAGCACUUCGCAGAAAAGCUAACAUUUACUAUUGUCGACCGCAUGCGGGAGACCCUCCAACCACAGGAACACGAACUAGGAAUUACGGAGGAACUGGCGGCAUUUCUGUUGACAGAAGUAAUAGACGACAAGGGCCGCACCUCUCCACUCCAUUCGCUCAAAGGAAAAAAAAAGUCUCCCAGCAGAACGCCCGCCGCACCAGAGAAAGGCGACCGGCCGGCGACCUCCUCCCGCGGGCGACCUCGGCCGGACGAUUCGAGGCCCGGCUGCGCCUCAGACGAGCGAGUGAAGGGAGUGGCGCCACCGGCGACCUCGGCCCACCGGAAGCCACCGAGGGUUGGUCCUGUUCCCAUUCCUGAAUCGCAAUGUGCAGAUGCCCAAAGGCUGCUGCUAUCCCCGGCGCUGGACAGCCACGUAUCCAAGGUGCUCGACGACGACAACUUCCUCAUUGAGAUGAUGGAUCGUCCUUCAAUUCCUGAACGCGUUGAUCCCAUUCCAAGCAUGACAUGUGUGGAUGCCAAGAGGUUGCGGUGUAAAGCAAUGCCAGCCAACCCAGUACCCAAGGUCCUCGAUGAUGACAAUACUAAUUCCUGGCCGGCGACGUUGCCCCCGCUGGAAGACGAGAAUCUCCUCCAGGAGAUCUUCCUCCGCCUCCCUCCAAAGCCAUCCUCGCUUCCCCGUGCCUCCCUCGUCUGCAAGCGCUGGCGCACCAUCCUCUCUGACACCCAAUUCCUCGGCCGCUUUCGCAAACACCACCAGAAGGCCCCGCUUCUUGGCUUCUUCGUAGGGAUGGCCUUGAGAGGAAACGCCAUCUUCACUCCUGUCCUGGAGCCUCCUGAUCGCAUCCCCUCUACUCGCUUCUCCGUGCCAGAGAGCCACAACUCCCACGAGAUCUGGAAGUUCACUGGUUGCUGCCAUGGCCUUGCUGUCCUAGUCAAUCCAUCACGGGGCAAGAUUGCUGUGUGGGAACCCCUCACUGGCCAACAGCACCAUGUGACUUUUCCACCGGGCCUGGACACCAAACGUCCGGGAUACUUUCAGGCUACGGUGUUGUGCGCUGAUGCCAAACAUGGGCAUGUGCAUGGAGACUGCUUCUUGAGCCCAUUUAAAUUGGUUUUAAUCGGUGACAUGUACGAGGAGGCAAUCGUUUCUCUCUACGAAUCGGUGUCUGGUGUAUGGACAGAUUUUGUCUCAAUGGCGACUGCUGAUACAACUUUUAUUACAAGGCCCAGCAUCCUUGUUGGAAAUGCAGUAUACUGGUUGUUUUAUGGAGGUGACAUCCUUGUGUUUGAUAUUGAAAGGCAAACCCUUGGUGUGAUCAAGAUGCCAUUAGACAACCAUACUACCAACGACUGGUGUUUUCACAUCUUACGGAUGGAGGAUGGUGGACUUGGCCUUGCUGUUUUGUCUGAAUUGACCAUAAAAUUAUGGGAGAGGAAAUUAAACUAUGAUGGUGUUGUCGAAUGGGUAAUACAGAAAACAAUUCCACUGCAGGGGAUUCUUCCACGGUGUAAUGCCGGCGAAACUGUAAUUUUCGUGGGGUAUGAUGAGGAGACAAAUGUGAUUGUUCUGUCUACCAUAAUUGGCAACUUCAUGCUUCAACUUGACUCGAUGCAGACCAGGCAUAUUAUUAAAAGAUGUCACAUGUCUUAUGACAUCUUUUAUCCAUACACUAAUUUCUACACCGCAGGGAGAGGAGUUGGUUGGAAGUGGUUAGAUCUGAAACUGUGAACACAUGAAAUCUGCUAAUGUGGUAUGCUACUUGAACAAGUGAGGUAUCUAGAGCUAAAACUCGGGCUGCUGAGGUGCAGAAAUGGCUACUUACUGUAGGUUCUUCCAUUUUGUAUGCUGUGGCACUAUGUUAUCGACAGUGGAUCUUUCACUAUAUGUACCAAGUAUGUAGGUUCUUCUACUUCUAUGUGACAUAGUGACGUUGCCUGUGAACUUUCACUAUAUGCACCAAGUAUGUAAUCUGUUUGUUACCUGACAGCUGUAGACAUUAGUUGUAUUUGUAAUGCAUGCCUCUGGUACAUGGUCUUUGUGAUGUUA